AUGGCUGCGGUGAGGUUCCAGCUUCUCCAAGGAACAGUCCUAACCUGGCUGCUUCUGAUCCUGCCCAUGCCCUCAAGUUCCUCCCUUCAAGCUAAGAGAUCGAAUGGGAGAUGCAUCACAAGUGAGAGGGAUGCGCUGCUCUCAUUGAAGGCCGGCUUAUUAGAUCCCGGGGGCCAACUCUCAUCAUGGCAGGGAGAGGAUUGCUGCCAGUGGAAGGGUGUUCACUGCAGCAACAGAACCAGCCAUGUUGUCAAGCUCGAUCUCCAUGGUGACGUUGGUCAUUCGGAGAACGCACUGGGAGGUGAGAUGAGCUCCUCCUUAGUUGAAUUGCAACAUCUGAAGUAUUUAGACUUGAGUUGUAACUACUUCAAUGGUUCAAGCAUCCCAAAGUUUAUUGGCUCCCUUAAAAAUCUUGAAUACCUCAACCUUUCCUUUGCGCAAUUUUUGGGGAGAAUACCUCCGCAGCUAGGUAAUCUAUCCAACCUCGUCUAUCUUGAUCUCGGGAACAAUUAUUACUGCAGCUAUCUAUACUCAGACAGCCUUAUAUGGGUGUCACAUCUUUCCCAACUGAAGUACCUUGACAUGAGCUGGGCGAAUCUUAGCGCCGCAGUAGACUGGAUUUAUGGAAUUAGCAGCCUUCCAUCACUAGAAGUUCUUUAUCUAAGUGUCAGCGAUCUAAGAAACACAAAUACCAUUCUCAGCCAUUCUAAUCUAACAGCACUUAAGGUAUUGGACAUCAGCUACAACUCCUUUCAUACUACAAUUUCUCCCAGUUGGUUUUGGCACAUAAGGACAUUGACUUAUCUUGGCCUCUCCUCAUCUGGCUUCCAAGGCCCAAUUCCUUAUGAGAUGGGAAAUAUAACCUCACUUGAGCAAGUUUAUAUAGGUGACAACAAUAUUACGAGUAUGAUACCACCAAAUUGGGAGAACCUAUGUAACUUGAAGAUUAUGGAUCUUUCAUUUAAUAAUAUCACUGGGGAUAUAGGUGAUUUGAUGGACAGGCUUCCAAAAUGUUCAUGGAACAAGCUGUACGUGUUGGACUUUUCCUAUAACGAAUUGGCCGGGAACCUUCCAAAUUGGUUACAGCCUCUAAAGAAUCUGACUUCCUUAAAUUUGUAUGGUAACGGUAUCACGGGCUCUUUACCAUUGUGGAUAGGAGGACUUAACAAUUUGACUAUAUUAAAUCUUGGUUCUAACUGGCUGGUUGGUGAAAUAAAUGAAGAGCACCUGGAAGCAUUGACAAAUUUACAAGUACUAGAAAUGUCUGAUAACUCUCUUUCCAUGGAGGUACACUCAAAUUGGAUUCCUUCAUUCAAAUUAAAGGUGGCCAGUUUCAGAUCAUGCCAGCUUGGACCUGCGUUCCCAUCAUGGAUUAGAUGGCAAAGGAGUAUCAAUGUUCUUGACAUUUCAAAUGCAACCAUAUAUGACAAUGUACCCGAUUGGUUGUGGGUCGUAGUUUCAACAGCUUCCAUUUUGGACAUGUCAAAAAAUUUAUUAACUGGCACAUUACCAGCAAGUCUUGAAAUGUUGGCGGCAGAAAUCAUUGACCUUAGUAGUAACAGAUUUGCAGGUCCAGUUCCACGUUUUCCCAGAAAUGUACAGUAUCUUGACCUCUCCAGAAACAAUUUAUCAGGAACACUACCAGACUUUGGAGCCAUGAAUUUACAGAUUUUUUCUCUUUAUAACAAUUCAAUUUCUGGCAGUAUACCAUUGUCGCUGUGCCUCAUGCAACACCUGUAUAUACUAGACCUAUCAGGAAACAUGUUAUCAGGAGAGUUGCCCACUUGCAAAGGAGAUUCCGAUUCUUACAAAUAUAUGCAUGCACUUAACUUAAAUAGCAAUAAUCUUUCAGGAGUUUUCCCGUCAGCUCUUCAGAUGUCCCAAGAUUUAAUUUUCCUUGAUCUUGCAUAUAACCAAUUCUCUGGGAAUUUGCCAGCAUGGUUAGGAGAUAAGUUGCCAUCCCUAGCAUGGCUACGACUGCGGUCCAAUAACUUUUCUGGCAAUAUUCCCAUUCAACUUGCAACGAUUCAAGGGCUUCAAUAUAUUGACCUUGCAUGUAACCGCAUUUCUGGUCAAAUACCUGAGUCCAUGGUGAACUUGAGUGCAAUGGCUCGCUCCAACGGAUAUAGUUCCCUUGAUGAAGUAGAAGGAUCUGGAAUCGGCGGCGUGGAAACUUAUAGUCCUACGAUUUUCUUUACAGAGACCACGUCAGUUCUAACCAAAGGGCAACAGCUUGAAUUAUCUCAAGGAAUUCAGUACAUGGUAAAUAUUGAUUUAUCAUGUAACAAUUUGACUGGGCAAAUUCCUCAAGGCAUUAGUGCUCUGGUUGCUUUGAAAAGCUUGAAUGUUUCUUGGAAUCAUUUAAGCGGGAGAAUUCCCAAUAACAUUGGUGACCUCAAGGCAUUGGAGUCCCUCGACUUAUCACAUAAUGAGCUAUCUGGAGAGAUCCCUUCUAGCAUAUCAGCUCUAACUUCUUUGGCCAGCUUCAACCUCUCGUAUAACAAUCUAAGCGGAAGAAUACCAACAGGGAAUCAACUUCAGACGCUAGCAACUGAUGACCCGGAAUCGAUGUAUGUUGGAAACAUUGGUUUAUGUGGUCCUCCACUCCCAAAGGGUUGCCCUGGAAAUGGAACAAGUAAUUCUCCAGUUGAUGAGCCUGAGCAGAAGGACAAUGGGAUGGUGAACUCCAUCUACCUGAGCAUGAUUAUCGGGUUCGUGUUUGGCCUUUGGAUGGUGUUCUGCAUUAUGUUGUUACAUAAGGGACUGAGGUAUUCCUAUUUCGCCUCCAUUGAUUACUUGUAUCACACGAUGUGCGUUCAUGUGGUUGUCACUUGGAACUUCUUGAUGAGAAGGUAAUUCUUAAUGUUUUACAUCGUGUGACACGUAUAACUAUGCUAUGUAUUUGUAGUUUGUGUAUGAAGCACAAGAGAAUGGUUAUUACUGUAUUUGUUAUAGUGUGCACGGCACCACCAGUGUAUCACUGUAUAAUGGUUCCUUCUAUGUAUCCAAGCGCAGUGUGCGAUGACCCAAAAAAGAUUUAAAGUAUCCCUUC
This is a messenger RNA of Setaria italica (foxtail millet), 3052 nucleotides long. RefSeq names its product LRR receptor-like serine/threonine-protein kinase FLS2. Lineage: Eukaryota; Viridiplantae; Streptophyta; Magnoliopsida; Poales; Poaceae. The transcript has a single exon. Bases 1 to 2856 code for a protein of 951 amino acids. The record is from RefSeq and is a predicted model, not a curated record. Gene Ontology annotation, molecular function: protein binding.